UGCCUAUAACAACUGGGAGAUUUAUUUCUACGCAAUACGACUCGUUCAACCAAAUGAAUAUCCAUAUAAGGAAGGAUUUAAACUUCACGAUUGUAAAAUGCGGCUGUAUCAUGUAGCCGGAAGUUUGUGCAAGUUGUGCCCCGAAAGAAAUUUUCGGAUGGAGUCGCAUGAUGUUGUUGAGUGCAAAUUGGUAAUGAAAUAUUGGCAGUCUGCCAAAACGGAUACGAUGCCGAACUGGUAUGUUUGGGCGGUGGGACUUACACCUAGGGAUAUCGAAUCCACGCAGGGUGAAACUCUGACCUUUGUGGGACCUUUCGAGAGACCGGAACAGUAUCAACGUUAUGAUGAUGAUGGUUGGUCUCCCUUAACCCCAGAAUCAAGAUUUAAGGAAAAUGAUGAGUUAGCAGUCUCCAAUGUUUCUGAAAAACUUGUAAUCCCAACACCAGUUGAAAUGAACAUGAAAAGUGGCAGCGUAAAAGUUGAUUCAUCGUGGACUGUAGUGAAUUCAACGAAAUAUUAUAAAGUUGCAAAACUAAUUGCAGAGCACUUUGGAUUGACAAUUCGGAGUACAAAACCACAGGAAAAGUUUAUUGAUAUAACAGAACAACAUGAUUUGAAUCCGUUGAACGUCUCAACAAGUGUAAACGAGGCUUAUCUGAUCCAGAUAAGUUCUCUGUAUAUAACGGUGUCUGCAAGGGCAAAGGCAGGGAUGUUUUAUGCUUAUCAGACAUUAAAAAGUAUACAUCAAGGCGGGAAAUCACUUCCAUUGUGUGUAAUAAAAGACCAGCCUCGAUUUACCUACAGGGGGAUGCACUUGGAUGUAGGUCGGAACUUCUUUUCAAAAGAGGAGAUUCUGAAAAUACUAGAGACAAUGGCGAUGUACAAAUUAAACAAAUUCCAUUUCCAUUUGACGGAGGACGAGGGUUGGAGGUUGGAAAUUCCCGGUAUACCUGAGCUUACAGAGAUUGGUUCGAGAAGAUGUCAUGACCUUAACGAAGACACGUGCAUUCUUCCUCAAUUGGGAUCCGGAUCUUCAAAAAACGGUCUUGGUUCCGGAUUCUACACAACCGAGGACUAUAUGGAAAUAUUAAGAUAUGCUAAUGACCGGAAUAUUCAAGUCAUACCGGAGAUUGACAUGCCAGGGCAUUGUCGUGCAGGUAUCAAAGCAUUGGAGGCAAGAUACCGGAAGUACAUGAAAAUUGGAAACGAGGUUGAAGCUAAUAAAUAUUUGCUGACAGAUUUUGCUGACAAAACACAAUAUUUAACAGUGCAGUGGUUUUCUGAUAAUGCUAUUAAUAUCUGCUUGAAUUCAACAGCAGUAUUUAUUCGUCAUCUAAUUACGUCACUUAUUGAGAUGCAUCAAGACAUUCAGCCUUUGAACAUAUAUCAUUUUGGAGGGGACGAAGUAGCGGGAGCUUGGAAAGAAUCUCCGGAAUGCAAAAAGUUUCUAUCGAAAAAAGGUCUCAAUGAUACCGCCACACUUAAGAGAUACUUUGCUCAUUUCAUGUCAAAUCUAACUAAUGAUGAAGGAUUGCAUAUGGCGGUCUGGGCAGAUGCUCUCAAAGAAGGAAACGCUCUUUAUAAUAUCAGUGCAUUUCCAACCAAUCAGAAUAUUAUAGCGUAUAAUUGGGACAACCUUUGGGAGAGAGGACACGGGGACAAAGCCUAUAAACUAGCCAAUGCAGGAUACAAGGUAGUUCUUUCCCAUGCCACACAUCUUUAUUUUGACCAUCCAUACGAACCAAAUCCAGAGGAGAGAGGGUAUUAUUGGGCUACCCGUUUCACUGAUACUCGAAAGACUUUUGGAUAUAUCCCUGACGAUAUAUUCUAUAAUGCCGACAAGUCGAGGGAUGGUCAUCUAUUAACCAAGGAUCAAAUAUGUCCAAACAAUGAAUGUCUAAAGUUAGAGAAACCGGAGAACAUCAUUGGCAUACAAGGUCAAGUUUGGACGGAAACCAUACGGACAUCCCAGCAACUUCACGAGAUGAUGUUUCCACGCAUGCUCGCAUUGGCUGAACGUGCCUGGCACAAGUCAGAGUGGGAGCGGAUUCCAGACAAACAGAGGCGGAUCAUGGAAACAAAUAAGGAGUGGGCUUCGUUUUCCAAAGCUUUAGUAGAGAGGGAGUUCCCUAGACUUGACGGCAUGGGCAUCAAGUAUCGUGUCCCCGUACCUGGAGCAAGGGUCAGUGGUGACGUUGUACAGGUAAAUUCGGCUUUCCCAGGAUUAGGUUUUCAAUAUAGUUUGGAUAACCAACAGAGUUGGUUAAAUGUGACGUCACAGGAAGUGCACUUGAAGACAAACAUGUACUUAAGAACAAGGUCAUCGGAUGGUAAUCGAUACAGCCGAUCAGUGUUCCUUAGAAACGUAAUUUCUUCAGAUGGAGAUCACAUGAAACCAAUUUGUAUUAAUAUCUUUACUGCUACAAUAUUUUGUGUCAUUAAAAUAGUGUUAUAUUGAGAAAAAACGAUGUAUUUUUUUAUAAAAUAAAUGUGCCAGUGAAACUAUACACAUGCAAGGAUCAUUCUAAAGAAAUAAAGUUAGAUAAUACUCACAAUUAUCACGUAAACAACUCAUUUUUUUUAUUUCUUUUUUCAAUGUUGUUCUAUUUUCUCAAAAUGUGGUAGAUAACAUUAACCAUCGAACGUUGUACAAAAGAAGAAACUACGUCUCACGUUACACUUGUGUUAUAUAAUCCAAAUCAUUCCAGAUAACUUUCUCAGAUACAAUACCCUGAGCCUGAACAACCAUUUUCUGAACAACCAUUUCUUGCAUUUGAACAUGUAUUUUUCUAUUACAUGUUCGACACUGCAUAUAUCACCUUUGUAUGUAAUUACAAUUUAAGCAUUUUUAUUUAGAAUAACCCGGCAUAGUAUACAUGCAUAUUAUUAAGUCAUUUUUUAGCUGCCCGUACAUUCAAUACGUUUUUAAUGAUUUAGCAAUGUGCAGUUGUUUUUUUUUUAAUACAUGACAAGAGUAAUAUUAAUUUUUUAAAUGAAAAUUAAUGAUUUUUUGUUUAAGUUCUUGUCUUAAAACUUUGUAUUUCUUUUGCCACUAACAAAUUUGAAGGAGGAGAGGACUAAAAAAGGCAGUGCCUGCUGCCUUACCCAAUUCAAUAUAUUAUAUUGAAUAAAAUAUUGUUUUAAUAAAAUAAAAAUAAAGUUAACAAAGGACUAUAUAUGGUUUAAGCCUAAAAUGACCCCCAUAAAUGAAUAUUUUCAUUUUACUGUAAUUCUUUGUUGUAUUUGUACAAAUAUACAUUUGAAGAUUUUUCAUAACUUUCAUUUUGAUUUCCAACCAAACUUAAACAUAAGAAUUAUAUGAUGAUUUUUAUUUAAUGUCAUUAAAAAAAAAUUUCAUAUACUUCGUGUUUACUAGGGUACAUGUACAUGCUGAUAUAGGGCAACUUCUUAAUUUUUUUCUGAAAUACUUUCAUGAAAACUACUUUGUAAAUACUUCGAGAAUGGUUGUGAUCAUCAGGUUGAUUUAUGUAACAAAAGUCUAAGUGUGCGAAACUUUUUUUUCAUGAUAAAAUACUUCAAAAAUUUCGCAGACGGACAAUGUUACUCUAUUUUCAAUACGAGUUUUGAAGCAGAUCGGGAUGUAAAUUACUAGAGUCAAUAUAAAACUCAUUACAAUAAUGUGACAUCCCGUUUACAAACGUGUGCAUGUUAAAGCAAUGAGGGUGCAUU
This is a messenger RNA of Magallana angulata, 3690 nucleotides long. Its product is annotated as chitobiase-like. Gene Ontology annotation, cellular component: membrane. Lineage: Eukaryota; Metazoa; Mollusca; Bivalvia; Ostreida; Ostreidae. Gene Ontology annotation, biological process: ganglioside catabolic process; carbohydrate metabolic process; glycosaminoglycan metabolic process. The coding region runs from base 98 to 2458 and encodes 786 amino acids. Gene Ontology annotation, molecular function: polysaccharide binding; beta-N-acetylhexosaminidase activity. The transcript has 10 exons. The record is from RefSeq and is a predicted model, not a curated record.